Maylandia zebra (zebra mbuna) is the source of this 3816-nucleotide messenger RNA. The record is from RefSeq and is a predicted model, not a curated record. Lineage: Eukaryota; Metazoa; Chordata; Actinopteri; Cichliformes; Cichlidae.
UGACCUGCAUAACUGAUGGGUUCAUUGGUAUUUUAGUGGCAAAUAAGUUACUAAUAUGUCAUUUCGUAAGUAUGUGUUGACAUCAGCUAAGUGGGGGAAAAAGUCCAGACCACAUUCAUUAUUACCACAAUAAAUGAGUUAGAAACUAAUGGCACAGAUUUAGUAACGCAUGCAUGAGCAUUGAGAGCUACCUGUUGAAGGCCCGUCUCUGUCUCUGUCUGAACAAUGCACUCAUCCAUGCAUGCAUGUUCUGCCAUUUUUGCAUGAAUGCACAGAUAAGCUGAUACGUCUUGUGCUGUCAGCUAAAGAUCUGUACACACAGAGGAUAGUCUGAACAGGCGGGUAAUGAAGAGCCACAUCAGCAAGUUUUGUGCUAUAAUUGAAAUUCAGCAGUUUAUCGAGAUAUUUGUCACCUGUUCAUUUUUAAUUUUGCUUAAGUGGGCAUAUUUAAUAUGGUGAGGCAACUGUGCCGCGUUCAGCCACAACAACCAGUUUACGAUUGAGCUCAUGCAUUAGAAUUAAUAUCACAUGGUUUAUAUUCAGAUGCAGAAUUAGAUGUGUGCUCACUGUUUGUCCAGGAUUAUGUUUGCUUACUUGUUUCUAGUCUUUUCAAGUCCACUCAAAGGAUAAAUUCACAUAUGAGCCUCUACGUUCUUUUUCUUACAUCAUGGGCAGAACACAUUUUACAUUACAUGCUGUAGCUACUUAGUAACCUUAUUGUACAGAUGUGGUUGGGCACAGACCAUUUGAUUUGUGCAUCAUUUUCAACUUCUAAUGAUGAAAUUCAUGUUACUCACAAGUAGACCCUACUCGCUGACAAGAAAUAUGUAAUCCUGCAGUUACACGUGGAGUUGAGUUGACUCAGUGAGUAUCAGCCUGAGAUACAAUGGCUAUACUCUCAUUCUGUAUUGCUUCUGUCCUUGCUCUUUAAAAGAUUUUCCUUGUUGGUGUAAGUCUGAUUCCUAAACCAUUUCCUAAAGUCCAUCUCCAGACUCUAACCUUAUUUUUAGCUGAUGGUGUUGUUUAGCCUUUCCAACAUACUGACUUCAUCAGGAUUUUAAGAGUGGGGUGGAACAGAGGAGCAGCUCAUCAUGAUUUGCUGUGUUGCUCAGUAGUCACUCCUUAGGGGUGCUGAAAAAGUGUGGACUAAACCUUUAAACAUUCACUGAUAGAUUAAUCGUUUCUUCUCCCACAGCGCUCACUGGACUGUUUUUAAAUCCAGAACCUGAUAUUUCUUGUUAUGAUCUUGUCAAGAUCAAUCAGUAAAUCUGGAUUUAAAUGUAUCUACAUGGGCAAAGUAUUGUGCUUAGUGCAGCUCGUUUUAAAGCUGCUGCAUACAGUAUAUGGAUAUAAUUUCACAGUUCAGCUUUUGGAGAUGUAGCACUUUGAAAUCAGUGAAUAUCAUGUAGGCACAUCUGUACUGAUGCCUUUUAUUUCUAAGCUGGUGUUUCAAACCGGACUUGAAUAGUCUUCUUUCUAAUGUCCCUGUAAUAUCUCACGGUGAUCUCUCUCCCUCGUUGGUGUUGGAUUUAUUGCAGGGAAAAGUCAACCUGCUGACAGCUCUGCUGUCACACUGUGUUUUUUUAUCACCAGUUUGUUUCUUUUAUGUAAAUUAUCACAAGCUGAGAUUACUCUAACCUGCCUUAUUUUACAUUUAUUUCUCUGGGCAAGUCAUUCUUUUUUUGCAGCCAUGGCAACCUCUGCAUCCGUGUCAUCUGACUGCAUAGAUCCACACUCAGAAGCUGCCGAGCUUUGUUCUUCUGAGCCGACGGUCUGCGAGGAGUCAGAGACAACUGAAGGGAUGUCUGAGUCCGAGCAGUUCUUGAAGGGGACGUCACAGAUCAAGACUCUUUACCCCGAGGACAUUGAGGGCAUGAGAGUUGUAUGCAAGCUGGCAAGAGAAGUUCUGGACAUUGCAGCCGUGAUGGUGAAACCAGGCGUUACAACAGAAGAAAUUGACCACGCCGUACAUCUGGCCUGUUUAGCAAGGAACUGCUACCCCUCCCCUCUCAACUACUACAAUUUUCCCAAAUCCUGCUGCACAUCUGUUAACGAAGUCAUCUGCCAUGGCAUCCCAGACAGAAGACCCCUGCAAGAAGGAGAUAUCCUCAAUGUGGACAUCACUGUGUACCACAAUGGUUUCCAUGGCGACCUCAACGAAACCUUCUUUGUUGGAGAGGUGGACGAAGGAGCAAAGAAACUGGUUCAGACUACGUAUGAAUGCCUUAUGCAAGCCAUUGAUUCUGUGAAGCCUGGCAUUCGCUACAGAGAGCUGGGUAACAUCAUCCAGAAGCACGCUCAGGCCAACGGCUUCUCCGUGGUGCGCAGCUACUGCGGCCACGGCAUCCACAGACUUUUCCACACGGCUCCCAAUGUGCCGCACUAUGCCAAAAACAAAGCAGUUGGUGUUAUGAAGCCUGGCCAUGUGUUCACCAUUGAGCCCAUGAUAUGUGAAGGUGGCUGGCAAGAUGAGACGUGGCCAGACGGCUGGACGGCGGUGACCAGAGAUGGGAAGCGCUCGGCUCAGUUCGAACACACCCUGCUGGUGACGGAAACCGGCUGCGAGAUCCUCACCCGCCGUCUGGAAGACAACGGACGCGCUCAUUUCCUCAGCCAAAUGUAGACCGGACAGAAACGCACCAAGGACUGGACUUUACCAAACACACACACACACACACACACACACACACACCCAGCACUUCUGCAGCUCACACACAAACACACUCGCACACACACCCUCAGCACUUCUGCAGCUCACACACAGCACAUUGAAAAAUCAUGAGGCACCGCUCGUGGAGCUCUCAUGGCUUUCUGAAUUAAAUAUCGGUUCCUCAAAGUAAAUGGAAGUACUUGAAUGUGUCUUAUAUCAAAUGUGGAUUACUUUAUUAGUGAAAACUGUAUCCUCUGGAGGAAAUAUAAAAGUAUUUAUGAGAUUUGGUUUUGCUUAGUGGACAGGAUUGAUAGGCUCGUUUUCACCUCUGGGUCUUGUCAUGCCCAGAGCUGUCACAGGCUGUCUAGUUGUUGUUGUCAGUGGUGGGUGGAGCUCAGGGCAAAUUCAACUAGUACACCAUGCUUUGCUUCUGUUUUUUUUUCCCCCCAACCUCUGCUAACUUAAUCACAUGUCAUAUAAAUUUACCAGUUGUGGAGUGAGGAGAACCAGCAAUACUAGAGAGCAGAGUCCACAGAACACCAACAAGCAACUUAAAAUUUAAGCUUAUCAAAUUCAAGUUGGGCAACUAAGGCAGGUUCACGGCCAGAGAGCUAAAGGAAACAAUUGGUAUUGAGUUGAUUUACUGUUUAAUGAAAGACGAGGCUGAUUAGCUGACUACACUAUGUCAUCGUCUCAUUCACCUGUUGACGUGUCCAGUACAAGUGCUGUAACCUAAUUGUUAUGUCUUGAAUGUGGCUAUUAUUAGCGCUCAUCCGGUGAGGAAAUGGGCAACGGUUGCUAGGAGAAUUGUGACGUAGCCUCAAGAGCAUCUGUGCGGUUGUCCAGAAAGACAAUAAAGACCCUGAACCUCAAAGUGCUGGACUUUUUGGCCCUGCUUUGAGAAGUACUUUGGUGUCUCAUGUUUUCAAUAGCCCGGUUGUAGCAAAUUAAAAUGUGAAUCUAGAAAUUGAAACUAGCCAGCUAUCUCCAUCGGUGGCUCCCCUCUCCUUUUACUCUGCAGUAGUCACCAUUCAUCUCGAUGACGGGAUUUUCCUCGUGCAAGAAGCAGCAUUCGGUAUUUCUGUAUUUUCAGAGGACUAAUGUGAUCAGAGUUUCUCUGCCAUCUUUGUAUUUCUUCUAAUGGAGUAAUAAAUGACUCUUCUGUA